AGCAGACGUUAACUAAACCGAUUCUCAGUAUUGCCAUCGUAAGAAGGCUUUCAAGUUAUUGGCGCUAUUCACUGAUGUACUGUUUUGUUCUGUAUUACUGAAAAGCAUUGCAUUGCGAUUCUUUUUCAUACUAUCUCGUAGCCAUCCUUGCAGCGUUUACCUGUGAUCAUAUGUCACCGACCUAUUACGAACCGAAAGUCUAGACUAGUCCGAAGAAAUCAACAAACUCCUAGUUUGUGCGCUGCCUUUUAAAACUACAUCAUGGCCGCCAAUAAUGGAGCUCCUGCUGCUGGUGGAUCAGCCCCUGUUGCUGCUCCCACUGUACAAAAUAUUGAUAUCAGAGUACCCAAGAACCAAAACAAGAAGCUUGCAAUCAUGAGAUUCAAUGGUAGUAUGGGUAUUGAUUUUGUGAAGUGGACCCAUGUCAAAAUGGAAAGAGAAAACAAUCAAGUUCAGUUUAAAGGGUUCAAUGAAGAUAUGCCAAAAUUUGGUGCUGGGAGUGAAUAUGGAAGAGAGGCACGUGAAGAAGCCAGAAGAAAAAAAUAUGGAAUCAUUAGUAGAAAAUACAAUCCUGAAAAUCAACCAUGGAUUUUGCAACAUGGAGGCAAAACUGGGAAAAAGUUCAGAGGUGUAAGAGAUGGUGGUGUAGCUGAGAAUGCUUCAUAUUAUGUUUUUACACAAGCUCCAGAUGGUGUGUUUGAGGCUUUUCCAGUACAGGAGCAAUACAGUUUUCAAGCAGUUCAAAAUUAUAAACCUCUUAGCAUUGAAGAAGCAGAGGAGGGAUACAACAUGAGAAACAAAACGUACAAUAUGUUCAAUGUCAUGAUGAGAAAACGACUUCGGAAAGCGGAUGAAGAUGCAGAAGAAGAGGGGGAGGAAGAAGGUGAAGCCAAAGGAAAGAGCAAGAAAAAGAAAGGAGUUAAAGAUUCUCGCUUUGGUGACGAACUAGACGAUAUGAUGGCCUCGUCUGAUGACGAUUCUAGUGAUGACGAUGAUGAUGACGAUGACGGGGACAAGAAAAAGAAAAAGAAAGGGAAGAAACCUGCUAAGCCCAAAAAGAAGAGGAAAAAUGGAUCUGACGACGAACCACUUGAAGAUAGUGAUGAUGGUGAUGGGGAAGGCAGGGAAUUGGAUUACAUUUCUUCCUCCGACGCUGAUGAAAGUGAUGUCGAAAAAGAAGAGGCGAAAGACGGACUUAAAGGUGUUGCCGAAGAAGAUGCACUUCGUAAGUUGCUCAACUCGGACGAAGAAGACGAAGAUGAAGAAAAAGAAGAGGAUGAAGAUAAGGAUAAGGAGGAUGAAGACGCUGAAGGUGGUGAAGACCAGCCAGGUGAUAAGUCCAAAGACGACAAAGAUGACAAGAAAAAGAAAAAAGACAAAAAGAAGAGUAAAGAUAAAAAGCCCCGUAGUGAGGACUAUGGAUCGUCAAGUGACAGCGGUGCAGAUAGCUCGGGAUCCGAAUUAGAAAAGGCGAAACCUAGCCCAAAAAUGAAAUCGGGCAGUGCAAACAGUUCCCGAUCAGCUACUCCUACGAAGCCACUAAUCCCACAGCCUGAAACAACUCUCUCCGACAGUAAACGGAAAGGAAUGUCAGAGGUCGCUUUAGGACAAGCAGCAAAAAAACCACGAUUGGAAAUGGCUCCUGCAGCCUUGGCGGCCUCCGCCUCUUCAGCUGCAUCAUCGUCCACAGCAAACGAAGGAGUCAAUGAAGAAUCGGUAAGGCGCUACUUAUCCCGCAAACCCAUGACAACCACGGAGUUGCUCCAAAAGUUCAAGAGCAAGAGAACGGGUUUGACUUCCGAACAGCUUGUUCCGCACAUUGCCCAAAUUUUGAAAAAAAUCAACCCUGUAAAGCAAACCAUUAAAGGAAAAAUGUAUUUGUCAAUUAAGGGCUAAUAGUAACCAUCCUUGGCGGCCCAACCUCACUCAACUAUUGUCUUUUCACUACUUCUGUACUGAAAUUGUCUCAGGCCUUCCUUUAUGGUUUUUGUAAAAUUACGGAUGCGUAUGGUUGUUUAAAAAAAUCUUUUACUUUUCGGAACGGUCAAUAACAAUUGUCAAUUAUUAAUUG
Daphnia carinata is the source of this 2071-nucleotide messenger RNA. RefSeq names its product general transcription factor IIF subunit 1-like. The transcript has 10 exons. The record is from RefSeq and is a predicted model, not a curated record. Gene Ontology annotation, molecular function: RNA polymerase II general transcription initiation factor activity; DNA binding; TFIIF-class transcription factor complex binding. NCBI's taxonomy places the organism in Eukaryota, Metazoa, Arthropoda, Branchiopoda, Diplostraca, Daphniidae. Gene Ontology annotation, biological process: positive regulation of transcription elongation by RNA polymerase II; transcription initiation at RNA polymerase II promoter. Gene Ontology annotation, cellular component: nucleus; transcription factor TFIIF complex. Bases 262 to 1896 code for a protein of 544 amino acids.